CCCCGGACCAAGAUGGCGGCGGUGGAGACGCAUCUCACACGCCGGAUAUGGUAUCUACGUAUUUAUAGCUAUGCGUUUAAUGCUCAAUACAGACCACAGACCAGCAGCGGAGGAUGGAGCCGAGUUAAAUGAAUGAGAUGCGGGCUGAUAGAGACCAGACAUAAUUUGAAUCUUGGCUUGAAGCUUGGCUGAACUACGUUAACAGUUGAGUGAAUCAUAAGUUAAAUUGGCUAGUUGCACACACAUUAGCCCUAUACAUUCUUCGGUUAACAUCGACGUCGGUGAAGCAGAGCUGUCUUGGAGGAUGUUAAAGCCUGGGAUAUAUGCACCAAGUGUUUUUAGUGUUUUCUUCACAAAAACCGGAGAUGAAGCUUUCUCUCGAAAGAAGAUGUCCUCCAUCGCAAAGCGGCGUUAAAGGUCUGGAUUUGCGGCAGUUAGACAACUCAAAUAACGUUACCACUCUUGGUUUUAUCAAUUUAAUUUAAUGGCACAGCGGACUGCUUCAAGAAAGAGCCAACGACUAUAAGUGGGAUUUAUGAACACUCUGUUUAUUGAGUCUUAUUGUUAGUUUCUUUCGACAUUUUCUAUUUGCAUUUAAAAAGGCAACCUCAGGAGCUUAAUUUGGUUAUAAACCACACUGCCUUUCCUGUCAGCGUUGCCCCGAGUUUAGCUCCGUAAUCCUCCUUUGUGAGUUUUAUUUAGCUAAGGGUUGCAACUACUAGUUGGCGUCAGUGCUACUUCGUUUAUCGUGCAUGCACAGACACGUUUACUUGGAUGGAAUCACCAAACAAAAAUGUACCAGAGGGCAUUACAACAACACCAAGCCCAUGUCUGGACUGAGAAGAGCACCAUGGCUCCGCUGCCCGUGAAGCCACAACAACCACAGCGGCUUUAGUUGGACACAGAGGGGAUCAAAAACUAGCCUCCAGUCUGUUCACACCGCCCUCCAGAGACCACCGAGAGGAUCAUUUUCGAUUCAACUGAAGCCAGCAAAAUCCAGCAAAAAUGGGAGAGCAGCCCAUCUUCAGUACCCGGGCCCACGUCUUCCAGAUUGACCCAAACACCAAGAAGAAUUGGGUUCCCACCAGUAAACAUGCUGUCACGGUCUCCUACUUCUUCGACUGUACCAGGAAUGUAUAUCGAAUCAUCAGUCUGGAUGGUUCUAAGGCCAUUAUCAACAGCACCAUCACCCCCAACAUGACGUUCACCAAGACCUCGCAGAAGUUUGGCCAGUGGGCCGACAGCCGGGCGAACACCGUCUACGGCCUCGGCUUCUCAUCGGAGAGCAACCUGGCCAAGUUUGCAGAAAAGUUUGCUGAGUUCAAGGAGGCAGCACGAAUAGCAAAGGAGAAGUCUCAGGAGAAGAUGGAGCUCACCAGCACUCCCUCUCAGGCUGGUGCUGUAAAAAGGAAUGUGUUUUCAGUCAGCAAAGCUGGUAAAAAGAAGCAGGAGUCGGCCCCUGGUGAUCUGCAGUCACCUUUGACCUCCGAGAGCAUCAAUGGUACAGAUGAGGAGAGGGCCCCACCAGACACAACGCAGCAUGCCGAACCCAGAGCAGAGCCUUCCCAGAAUGCACUGCCCUUCUCACAAAGUUCGUCCAACAUCAGUAAGCACUGGGAGGCAGAGCUGGAGGCCCUCAAAGGGAACAACGCCAAGCUGACGGCGGCUCUGCUCGAGUCCACGGCCAACGUCAAACAGUGGAAACAACAGCUGGGGGCCUAUCAGGAAGAAGCCGAGAGGCUACACAAACGGGUGACAGAGCUGGAGUGUGUGAGCGGCCAAACAACAGUGAUUAAAACCCAAAAGACCGAACUCAACCAAACGAUAGAAGAGCUGGAGUCGGCUUUGAAGGCCAAGGAGGAGGAGUUGGAGAGACUCAAAGCAGAGGUGGAGAGUGCCAACGAGUUUCAGUCUCAAAAAGACUCCCUUACACAGAAACUACAGGACGUGGAGUUGAGGAACCAGACGCUGGAGGCCCAGCUGAACAAUCUGGAGCAGCGUCUGGAGAGCAACCAGCUUGAGAGGGAAGCCUUUCGCAGCAGCUUGCGUUCACUGCUGGAGCUGCUGGACGGGAAGAUCUUCGAGCUGACGGAGCUGCGGGACACGCUGGGGAAGCUCCUCCAGAACAUCUAGAGAGGCGAACGCGUCCUCGCCAACGUCCCCACAGCCAGCGCUCGGAGGGGGAGGAACAACCCGCAUGUUGGCAUUCACGUCGUCACUGACAUGUAACUUGAAAGUAGUUUUUUUUCACAUGCAUACGAUACGUGUAAAAGUUUACACACAAAAUUAUGCAUUAACGGUACACACUUGUUUUGCUACGUCGGAUCGGUACACGUUUACAAACGAGCCAAGCAAAAGAGGCUUUGCUUGGACCAUGCCUUCCCUCCGCUCCACUCUGGAAGAUUCUUAACACGAAAAACUCCAAAUGAAUCCGUUUUGAUUGUUUUUGUUUGUUACUUGAAUAUCCAUUGCGGGGAAAUUUCGACUUUUGCUCUUUCAAUCAUGCAAACUUUUAUUAAUUAAAGACCAGCUGCACAUUUUUUCCUGAGCUUCGCUUUGGUGCAUUCUGCCGUCACCUGGAGCCAACGAUUGUCGUCUCCCAUCUUUUUUUGUCAUCGUCAGCCAAAUGAACAUUUGGGAGUCAGAUGAGAAGGACUCAGUUUAAGUUAUUCAUACUCUGGAAGGUGACAGGGCGCUUCGAACAUCUUAAGAGACAAAUGUUCCUCCCGUGACUUAAAUUCACAGAGGGACUGCCAAAAAAAACAAAGCCAGAGGAGAACUUUGUCUUAUAUUCUUGUACGAUAUAUGAGCAAUACAAAAAAGGGAGAAUCAGAGGGUAAAUAAACACUUUCCACUCUCACUUUCAGGUAAUUUUUCCUCCUCUCGGAUAUGUUUAGACCACAAGCGAGAUUGUAUUCACUUUCUUUCUAUACACUUUUUUUUUAAAGAAUAUAAACAGAUUCAUUGUGCACUUGUAAAAAUGGGGUUUGUGUGUUUUGAGUGAAAAUGUCUUUCUCCUCUUGAAGGUUAAUGACUGAAUCCUUUUUGUUAUUAAUUUAUUAUCAACUGUUACUGAAGAUAAGUUGUACAAAAACAAAGAUCUUUAUUUACAUCUCGUUUUCACUUAAUCUUUUUUUAUUGUCUGGUACGUGGGUGUCAGGUAGUUUUUUUUGUGUGUGGAAAAACUGGCAAUAUUUUUGAACUAUUUAUGAAAAUGACAUGAGAAUAUAACAACCUGCGAUCGCAGGUUGGACUUGCAGAGAAUCUUUUUUCUUUUGCCAAAUAACCUUUUUCCUGUACAGAUUAGAAUAGUUGCUGAUGUUGCCUUUGGUACAGAGAUGCAUCAAGAGUAGCUACCUAGCAGUACUUUGUUUUGUGGGAUUUACUAUUGCCAAAAAUUCAGCGACGAUAAGAUGAAUAGUAUAUACACAUGAAGAACACUAUUUAAGGGCUUGUUGGUGGUUCGGGUACAUUUGGGAGACUUGAACGAUUUUAGCAGUGACUUUCUCAUGUUGAAAAUUACGACUAUUACAGCUCAAAAGGGAA
Messenger RNA from Etheostoma cragini (Arkansas darter), 3546 nucleotides. RefSeq names its product homer protein homolog 1 (gene homer1). The record is from RefSeq and is a predicted model, not a curated record. Gene Ontology annotation, cellular component: postsynaptic density; cytoplasm; dendrite. The transcript has 10 exons. The coding region runs from base 1006 to 2133 and encodes 375 amino acids. Gene Ontology annotation, molecular function: G protein-coupled glutamate receptor binding. Lineage: Eukaryota; Metazoa; Chordata; Actinopteri; Perciformes; Percidae. Gene Ontology annotation, biological process: G protein-coupled glutamate receptor signaling pathway; regulation of store-operated calcium entry.